Messenger RNA from Colletotrichum abscissum, 954 nucleotides. Its product is annotated as GDSL-like Lipase/Acylhydrolase. The record is from RefSeq and is a predicted model, not a curated record. Gene Ontology annotation, molecular function: hydrolase activity. The transcript has 2 exons. The coding region runs from base 1 to 954 and encodes 317 amino acids. Lineage: Eukaryota; Fungi; Ascomycota; Sordariomycetes; Glomerellales; Glomerellaceae.
AUGGUUCUCGUAUAUGAAGAGGAUGGGCGUCCGGUGCGACGAAGGACGUCUGCAUGUGGAGUUGCUCCUACUCCCUCAGCUUCGUCUUCAGCUUCACAGUCACUACCACGCAGCACCCAGCAAGCAGCAGCACCUCCUGAAGAAGACUGGAACCAGACAACCACCACAGAAGACUCCACGAUGAAGCCUCAAGCCCUCCUCUCGGCCGCGGCCUUCCUCCCGGCCUUCGUCUCGGCUGCCCCGUCAGCGGACAAAAGAGCCGCGAAGCCUCCCGCGUUCUUCCUCGCCGGUGACUCGACUACCGCGGUGCAGUCUACUGGUGGUGGCGGUUGGGGCAAUGGCUUCCUCAGCUUCCUGAAGAAGCCGGCGUUCGGCACAAACUACGGCCGCAACGGACGUACUACGGUCGACUAUGUCAGCCAGGGACACUGGGCUACCGUCAAGGACGCAGUCAAGUCCAACACGGCCAACUUUGAUGUCUAUGUGACGAUUCAGUUCGGCCACAACGACCAAAAGCCCGAAAAGAACAUCUCCCUCGACCAGUACCAGACAAACCUCGGCAACCUCGCCAAGGAAAUCAAGGCCCUCGGCGCGACGCCCAUCCUCGUCACCCCUCUCACGCGCCGCAGCUUCAACUCGGCGGGCGUCGUGACCAACAACCUCUCCAACGAGCGCGAGCGCACCAUCGCCGCGGCGACGGAGACCAAGACUACCUACAUUGACCUCAACCUCAACAGCCGCAAGUACGUCCAGGCCAUCGGCGAGACAAAGGCCCACUCGUACAACCUCGUCGAGAGCGACAACACGCAUCUCAACGCCGAGGGCAGCGUCGUCUUUGGACGGUUGGUGGCGGACCUUGUGCUGCAGAAGAACAAGGGGCUCGAGCAGUGGUUCACGCCCAACAAGACGUUGAGCGAUGAGAUUUGGAAGGCGAUUAACAGCUCCACUGUCUAA